AUGCACGACGUUACCAAGCCUUCCCUGGACCUCUCUGGGGCUAGCGAGUUGGACAACGAUGAUCGUGUCAGGGUCCUAGCUAUCAUCGACCAGUUCCGGGAGUUGGGUGUCAAUGAGGAUAUCUCUCUUCCACAGCUCGUCGUCGUUGGAGACCAGUCUAGCGGAAAGUCAUCUCUCCUAGAAGGCCUGACCGGACUCUCGUUCCCUGUCGCAUCGGAACUAUGCACCAGAUUCGCAACGCAGAUUGUGCUCCGUCGUGCUCCUGCGUCGGAAGCAGCGGUUUCUGUGUCGAUUAUCCCCGGGUCUGUUGCUAAUGCCGACGAAGCGACCAAAAAGAAGCUGCUGGAGUUUGAGAGGACGAUGGAAGCAAAGGAUUUCGGAGCUGCGCAGUUUAGUGCUAUUUUGGAUGAGGCUGCGGUGUGCAUGGGUCUUCCGUCGACGCAGACAGCAGGAUUCGUUGAGCUUGACAAGCGUUUCUCGGAUGAUGUUCUGAAGAUCGAGUUGUCGGAUCCGGAGCACAGUCAUUUGAGUGUUGUGGAUGUUCCUGGUCUCUUCCAUAAUCCCACAAAGUUCCAAACGAUUGAGGAUAAGGAGGUCAUCCGCGGCUUGGUUCAAAGAUACAUCACUGACAAGCGUACCAUCAUCAUGGCUGUCAUGGAUGCGCGAAACAACUUGGCCAACCAGGAAGUCUUCCAUAUGGCUCGCGCUGCCGACCCGGAUGGUCUUCGUACCGUUGGUAUCAUCACCAAGUGUGAUGCGCUUCAGGCAGGUGAUGAGCACGGUGUUCUCGAGAUCUUCCGCAACGAAAUGGUCCGACUCAACCAUGGCUGGUUCGCUGUGAGAAACCGAUCCACGAAGGAGAUCAAAGAAGGCGUCACCAUGGCUCAGCGCCAUAUCAACGAAAAGCAGUUCUUCAACGCCGCGCCGUGGGCCAACUUGCGCAAAGAUCGUGUCGGUAUCAGUCCGCUCAAGAGCUUCUUGGGCCAGGUCUUGUUUGACCAUAUCCGCAACGAGUUCCCCGGUUUGGUGAACGAAGUCAGGAAUCUCGCGAAAGAAACUAAGGAAUCUCUGGAGAGCCUUGGCCCUUCUCGCCAGACCAGUGCGGACCAACGUCGAUACUUGAUAAGAAGUGCUGUGAACUACCAACGCGACGUGUCCAAUGUCCUCGGUGGCAUUUACUCCCCCAAGCUCGAGAGUGGAAGUCCGCGGAAGCUGAGGACUCGGCUUCGGUUCUUGGUGGACGAAUUUUCUGCCCGGAUGGCCAAGGAAGGACACCAAUGGGCGUUCAAGCUUGUGAACGGGCGGAUCGAUCCAGAUGAAGACGAGAGUGCUGAUGCGAAUGGCAUUGAAGAAUGGAUUCGCUCAUCGUACCAUGAAUCUCGAGGGGUGGAGCUUCCUGGAACCGUCAAUCCGCGUUUGCUAGAGAACCUGUUCCGUGAGCAAUGUGCCAACUGGGAGAACAUAGCAAUGGACUAUCUGUCCCAGCUCGUCAAAACGGUGGGCACUUACGACGGAAACGCGCUCAAAGAUUUCGUAACAGACAGCCCGGUUCGUCAGAAGCUGCAGGCGCGACUCAGGGCCGAGCGACAAAACGCGGAAGAAGAGAUGUUCGCUGAGCUCUGCAACAUCCUCGCUGACGAGCUAAGCGGAACUUUACAGACGGCUAAUCCUUCUUAUUCCGAUAUGCUAUCCACAAUUCGAAACAAACGCGUCCAAGCUCGUGUCACCUCAAUGGGCAUCAAUAACGAUGACAGCAAGGACUUUAAACAGUUCAUGACCAACGAGCACUGGUACAAUGAGCAGCAAGCGGUUGAUGACAUUCAUGAUAUUCUCGCGGCGUACUAUAAAGUAGCUCGCCAGCGGUUCGUGGACAAUGUCAUUAUCCAGGCCGGAGAAAGAUACGUCGUUGGCGAAACGGGCCCCUUGAAGAUCUUCUCUGCUGAGUAUAUUGGUGGUCUUUCGAAUGAGGAGCUUUCGGAUAUUGCAGGUGAGAACUAUGCCACUUCUGUUGCUCGAACUGAGAUUACCUCGCGAGGCGAGAGGCUGCAGAAGGCGCUGGAGAUUGCCAGACGCGCGGGCAUUUAG
Molecule: messenger RNA, 2085 nt
Organism: Aspergillus glaucus CBS 516.65
Lineage: Eukaryota; Fungi; Ascomycota; Eurotiomycetes; Eurotiales; Aspergillaceae
Product: dynamin family protein
Exons: 7
Coding region: 1-2085 (694 amino acids)
Cellular component (GO): membrane; microtubule; cytoplasm
Molecular function (GO): GTP binding; GTPase activity; microtubule binding
Source: RefSeq, a predicted model, not a curated record